AUGUAUCGAAACAUUAGUGCUGCUGAACGUCAUAAAUUGUGCAGUCAUGAAGGGCUGAUUGAAAAAAAUAAUCAUCUGAAACAAAAAUCAAUGGCAACGAAGAGACAAGUAUCAAACAGUGAAGAUGAAAAUGAUUUACAUUCUUUGACAACACAAAAUGAAGACAUUUGUUUAUUUAAAUUAAAUCAAAAUGAUCAAACUCCAGGUGGUACAAAAAGAAGAAAAAAAAAACGUUAG
Molecule: messenger RNA, 237 nt
Organism: Rotaria sp. Silwood2
Lineage: Eukaryota; Metazoa; Rotifera; Eurotatoria; Philodinida; Philodinidae
Source: the annotation of a GenBank genome assembly